AGAAAAAGUUAUUGCUGCACCAUCAAACCGUCUCGUCUUAUUGGAGUGCAAUAAAAUCAAGACAGUGGAUUCGCCUCGGUUCCAAAGCGGCAUAGACGAAUGGUGUACGUCUAUAGAGUCGCGUUUAGAUAGUUUAGUGCGGGGAAAAAGUGAAGUGAAAGCCUACGUCGGAGGAUGUCCGUCGGCGAUUGUGGAUUCCGGAGCGUAUGACACGCUCGCCGUCAUGAGACGCCGCUGGUCGAACAACGGAGGCUUCCAGACGCUUCGUAUGCUGGAGGAGAGCUCGUCCGAAGUGACAUCGUCCUCUGCCCUCGGUCUUCCACCGGCGAUGGUUAUGUCACCGGAAUCGCUGGCGUCGCCCGAGUACUCGAAUCUCGAGCUAUGGGCUUACGAAGAUGGCAUCUCGUACAAUACGGCUCAGUCGUUGCUGGGCAACGCUUGCACUAUGCAACAGCAGCCGCCUACACAACCCCUGCCUUCGAUGCCCUUACCGAUGCCACCCACGACGCCUAAAUCGGAGAACGAGUCAAUGUCAUCAGGCCGAGAAGAAUUGUCACCAGCUUCGAGCGUAAACGGUUGCAGUACAGAUGGCGAGGCAAGACGACAGAAAAAGGGCCCCGCGCCUCGCCAGCAGGAGGAAUUAUGUCUCGUCUGCGGCGACAGAGCCUCCGGAUACCAUUACAACGCGCUUACGUGUGAAGGAUGCAAAGGUUUCUUCAGGCGGAGUGUGACCAAAAAUGCGGUGUACAUUUGCAAGUUUGGGCAUGCGUGCGAAAUGGACAUGUAUAUGCGGCGGAAAUGUCAAGAAUGUCGGUUGAAGAAGUGCUUAGCGGUGGGCAUGAGGCCCGAGUGCGUGGUGCCAGAAACGCAGUGUGCGCAAAAAAGGAAAGAGAAGAAAGCACAGAGAGAAAAAGACAAACUACCAGUGAGCACAACGACAGUAGACGAUCAUAUGCCCCCAAUCAUGCAGUGUGAUCCGCCACCCCCGGAGGCAGCGAGGAUUCAUGAAGUGGUCCCGCGGUUCCUCUCGGAGAAGCUGAUGGAGCAGAAUCGGCUGAAGAACAUACCCCCCCUCACCGCCAACCAGCAGUUCCUGAUCGCGAGGCUGGUGUGGUACCAGGACGGAUACGAGCAGCCUUCGGAAGAGGAUCUCAAAAGGGUGACGCAGACUUGGCAAUCAGCAGAUGAAGAAGACGAAGACUCAGACAUGCCAUUCCGCCAGAUCACAGAAAUGACCAUCCUCACAGUACAGCUAAUAGUCGAGUUUGCCAAAGGCCUACCUGGUUUCUCAAAGAUCUCACAACCUGACCAGAUCACAUUAUUAAAGGCAUGCUCAAGCGAAGUGAUGAUGCUGCGAGUAGCGAGGCGGUACGACGCGGUGUCGGAUAGCGUUCUGUUCGCCAACAACCAGGCGUACACUCGCGAUAACUACCGCAAGGCGGGCAUGGCGUACGUCAUCGAGGACCUGCUGCACUUCUGCCGCUGCAUGUACUCGAUGUCGAUGGACAACGUGCAUUACGCGCUCCUCACUGCCAUCGUUAUAUUCUCGGAUCGGCCGGGCCUAGAGCAGCCACAGCUAGUAGAAGAGAUCCAGCGGUAUUACCUGAACACGCUGCGGGUGUACAUCAUGAACCAGCACAGCGCUUCGCCACGCUGCGCCGUCAUCUACGCGAAGAUUCUGUCGGUGCUUACCGAGUUGCGGACGCUGGGCAUGCAGAAUUCGAACAUGUGCAUCUCGCUGAAGCUCAAGAACAGGAAGCUGCCGCCGUUCCUGGAGGAGAUUUGGGACGUGGCCGACGUGUCGACGGCGCAGGCGCCGCUGGUGGCCGACGGCGCUACGGCGCUCUAGCCCCGCCCACGCGAUCGCGAUGCCUCGCCCGCGCCCCGCGGCUUGCUCUAGCGUAGUGAUGGGACUCGGAAAAAAAACUCGAUUUAACCCGAGUACACGUAACUCGGUUAACUGGAUGGACGAGUAAAUGCUUUUUUUAAUUUUUACCAGUUAAUUAUUAUUACUCAGCUUCCCAAUACGAGUAAUAUUCAUUUAUAAUGUAUUGGGAGAGUCAUACUAACUAAAGUAAGAAAGAAAUUAUUGUUUGAAAUGGCUUGAAUUUUAAUUUUAAAAAAUAUUGAUAUUUAUUAUCACCCGGCAUUUUUCAAAAACAGAACAUAAAACACGAAAAUCUACAACAAUAACCGGCAGUUUAAAGUUAACUUCAAAUAUACAUACAUAUUGUGCCACUUGUAUGUUGUGAAUGGAUGAAUGAACAUAGUUUCAUUCAAAUGAUCGGCAAACUUCGCUCCAUGUCGGUUCCAAUCGGUUUACGUUACGUUCUCGAGUCAGAGAAUUCAACUCGAGUGGGUUCGAGUUACGCCCAACUCGAGUUAACUCGAGUUAGUUACUCGAGUCGACCAUCACUACUCUAGCGCCCCGCACCCCCGAGGAGAGAACGCUCAUAGACUGGCUAGUUUUAGUGAAGUGCACGGACACCGCGUCGGACGUGAACGUAUUUAUAAGGAUUGUGCAAAUUUUACCACAUAAGGGACGCUUUUACGUAUUCGGUGACCGACGACGUGCGAGAGAUUAGUGAAUAUAUGUGUUGUUGAACGUUCGGAGAAUAUAUUUAGUGUUGAUCGUUUAGCGCCCGCCGGCGGGAGCGACCGCCCUCGCUCCGGCCGACGGCGGCGCGGUUAUUUCGUUUACGACUGGAUUUAUAGUUGGUCACUCGGAUACGACUGUAUGAUAAGACUACGUUCGAUAAGUACACCUCCUAAAUUUACAAAUACGUACAUAAACUAUGAGAGUUAUAACAAAAAGUAAUAUAUGAAAUGUUUCUAUUGGGUGAAAAGUUGAUAAUGUUUAUUUACCAAAAUUAACUAUAUGUUGAGUAACAAAUUCACGAUACGACUUGAACGGCCGGUCGCCGCCGGCCGCCGGCGGCCCGCCCCGGCGCGAUUUGUUUGUAUAUAGUUUAUGUCAGACGUGUUAUCGUGUUCUGUCGAAUUUUGUUCAGAUUCAUGUUCCAUUGUCCUGUGCCCACGUCCCUCGAGUAAAUGAGUAAUUAUAAUUUAUUAUUGCUGUGAUUACAUUUAUAACAUGUUGAAUUAUCUUACUUAGGCUGAGAUAAGUGUGUCUUACUACAUAUAAAGAUUCUACUGUCGGUAGCUUUCACACGAGCAUCAAUAGUUUCUGUCUGUUAGGUACUUUUUAACGAAAUACACGCUCUACUCGCAUUUUACACUAAUUGUACUGCAGUUACAUGUUCUUGUGUUACAUUAGGUAAUGUGUGUCUGUCAGUCAGUUUGCGAUAGGCUUAGUACACGGUCGGUUAUGAUCUGCGAACGCCACAGCCUAGCAGAUACAUUGGGUGUUCUGUUAGUAUUUUGUUUGUACUAUAUUUUUAACCUGUGGUGUGUGGUAGAUUUUUUUACUACGAUAGCUGAACGCGGAUCAUAUGAUUGUGUACUCAAAGCCAUACGAAUAAAGUGUUAAAUGUUCUACGCUGUUCGGUUAAUCGUAUACGUGCUAACACUUAUUGAGGCCGAAUGUUCGUGAGAGUCAGUGCAAUUUAUUCCAUAAGCAUAAUUAUAAAAGCAGCAUUAGAGACUUUGUGUACGUGUCACAUAAAUGUUCUAAAAUCUAAGAUAUACUGAGACAGGUUUGGCUACAAAUACUCAUCUGUUUCAGUUGUUAUACAAUGAGUACAGCGUUAUAUAAUUCUGAUCGUAUAACAUUGCGUGCAUGUCGUAAGGCAGCUGUUAUGUAGAUAUGAAAUUAGAAGGGUUAGCGUUCGAAUGAAAUUCCCAAAAUCUUCCACUCUCUUUCACCUCUCGAUAACUUCUCGGGUUAUCUCCUACGAAAUUAAGUUUUCUUAUGAUAUCAACUUGUAUUAUAGUACAAAAUGGCAGCUAAAUAUGUUUUGUAUCGCUUCAAAUUAAAAUAGAUCUAUACGACUCUUUGGCCGAGCUUAUUCUAUGGGAACAAUAUUGGUAUAGUAGACACGUAACGUGUAAUGUUGAUAGUUGACAUGCACGCAGUGUGGCCCGAACAUAACCAAACCUGGCUCCGACUUGUUACUACGAUCGACGUAUUAUAGUGAAGUAAAUAAACAACAUAAACUGCCCACAAAAGCUAUAAACGAUUCACAUACGAUAUGCCUUAUUUCGCGUUACCUGUAAUGUGUACCUACAUUGUUGAUGAGUGGAAAUCAUAGUAUAUAGAACCUAAAAUUAAUCGAUCUCAAGUACCACUAAGCGUUGUUGAUACGAUAAGUGUUUCAGUUCUCGCGGGCAUUAUUUCGGUUCAUUUGGACUCGUCUGUUGUACAGUGGCCGUCGCAAGCCUUCUUCGUCUGAAUCUUAGUAAGUUAGAACACCAAUCGUUGCAUCAUCAUUCGACGGGCUAUUCAGAUCGUGUCACCAUCCAUUCUACGCGUUUAAGCUGUAAGUUAGGUCUGAGUGAUGCGUGUUAUGUCUUCUUUACAUGCCAUUAAGUGUGUUGUAUAUUUACAUGUAUGUUUGGGGUUUUGGAAAUGCAUUUCUUAAUAUACGUAUAACAGCGUGAGACGAUCGGGCUGGCACCGCGGGCCGCGCGCUAGUUCGCUUCGGAUACAUCUUUUCGACUAAUAUUAAUUUUAUUCUAGCAUUAGGCGAUUCUAAAAUAGAAAACGAAGCACAAAAUGUCACGGAGUGUCUUAGGUGCUCCGAUAGGGGCGUAAUUGAUAUGAUAACGAACACACUGCCAUUAUAACGUAUAAAACAUGGUGCGAUCCUGUAUGCGUGCGAUCAUAACGGAUAUCUAAGUUUAAUUUCUUAGUGUCGGGCAAGCGUGUGCAGGCGCGGCGUUGCUUAAAAUAUCAACCGCCUAAUGCUUAUGUGAUAAGAUUGGAUGUGUAGACGAUAUUCGAUAUGAAUGUAUAAUCAAUCAUUUGCUCAGUACCGUCAAUUAUGGUACUAAAGUUAUGUUAUCGAAGUUAUUUUACGACGAAGUCAAGAGUGAAACUCGAAAAAUAUAAAUAGAGGAACACUGCACCUGCACUCGAGCGUCCAAUAUAGGUAAUGAAGUGAUCACGAAUAAUAUGAUUGUCGCUAUGAUACGAUGCCUUAUAUCUGAGAUGUGAUCGUAAGCGGUCCUCUAAACUUCUCUCGAAACGCUGCUUCACGGUCCACAUCUGAGGUUUGUGACAAAUAUAACUGCCAUUCGAUAAGUAAUUAUACAUCAUUGACGCGUAGUUUCAUGUAGCUUCGUAGUUUUCGGAUCCCGUGGGUGCACAGCCGGUCGUAUUUGAUACAUAUUAUUCAAUUUCGAAAUUGUAAUAGAUUUAUUAAGUAUGUAAUAAUCUCACAUGAGAAAGUAAUAAGUAAUGAGAUACCCUAUAUAAUUUGUGUCUUAGCUGAUAAUGGAACAUUAGUAAGAUGAUAAGUUUAUAUCGCUUAUUGGGAUAAUAAUGUAAAAUGGAGACAGCAAUUUUGAACACCGAGUUGGUCGAAGUGUGGGAAGGAGACGACAAACGUACGACAAGACUGGCUUAGGAAAGCACGAUGGUUCGACUGUUACAAUCCGAUGUACUUCUUCGAUUGCCUUUUUUUUAAACCUAUACAUUUUACUUUAGUAGGGAAGCGUUAAGUAUUGUAGUGACCAAACGUGGCACGUCCAGUCUAUUAAUAAUAAUCGGUGGACUUCUGGACAGGUCCGCACUCUGUCCAUUGUAAAUAAAAAAUUAGAAUCUGUCAUAUGUGUGACAUAUGACGUUUAAUUUUAUUCAUCUAGAGAAGUACAGAUGGCUGUUGUUAUUUUUAUAUUAUUUGGGUAGAAGUAUAUUUUUUGUAAAUGACCUCUGUAUUUAUCUUUUGUAAGCUUUGUAAGCCAUAGGGACUUAGUAUAGUGUACGAGCUAUGAACAUUGUGAUUUCUAUUAUCAUUGAAUUUGUAUUUACUGGAAUAAUUUGUUCUGCGUAUAUAUUCUUCGUUUCGUCAGAUUUUCUUAAUAAUUUUGUUACUUCAGAGUGCAAUAUGUACAAAUAUUUACAUAAAUAUAAAAUGUACAGUCAAUUUUUAGUUUUAAUGUGUCAACGCAAUAUAUUUCGCUAUUCAUUCGUUGAAUGUACACGUGGAGAGCAUAAUAAGCUAUAUCACAAGUGAGUGCGACAACUCACUCUCACUAUUGUGUUUUUCUAAUACUUAAGGGAUUAAUUUUAUAUAGAAGGACUAGGUGAUUAUUGUAUUUAAAUUUGCUAAUUUUUUGUAGCAGAUUAGAUUUGUUUACAUUGAUAAGGCGAAUAAUGUAAAUUUUGAAUUGAUUUUAAAGUGAUUUAGUUGUUAUUUAGUAACGAAUUUUCUUAUUAGGUGUAACUGGCAGCCUCGUGGACUGGCUUCAAGUCCACUGAUACCAGUGCGAUUUGUGCAAUGUCUGUUAGGAAUUAAUUAGUCGUACCGCCGGCCGCCGCGCGCGCGCCACCCCACGUGACCUAUUUAUUGAGCCGCCGCUGGCAGCAGUGGUCAAUCCUCGUACUACCCGCGCGGACAAACACUGCAAAGUUUCAGGCACCUCUCGCUCACUCGACAUGCUAUAAGAACGGGAGGUAUCCGAAGCAGUUCUUUCCGUUUAUCAUCGCGGGUUGUAGUAUACAGUGCGACCGCAAUCUUCAGGCUAGCGAAUUUUUGGCGCUCAACCUACGACCAGUAGAAUAAACCAUAAAAUCGUUAGCUCUUAAGAUCUGGGUCGCGCUGUACAUUAAAGCCAUAUAGCAAACCAUCUCGCGUGGAGUGGCGCAGGCGCACCAAUCCUCCGUCAUGUGGUUUCUGUCUGAUACUUGCACUGAGCACUCACCAAGCGCAGUGGAACAUUAAGGCCAAGUUACUCACUUCUAGUGCCACGUCGAACGAUAUAGGAAGGCUGAUUUACGCUCUAAGGGCCCAUUCCGUGUUUCUCGAAACACAUUUUUUUAUUAUUUCAUAAAUCUUAGUCCGCAAUAACUAUUAUUUUCUUUCUAAUACUUUGCCUUAGUAAAUCCUGUGUUAUUAAUUAAUUUAACAACAGCGGUGAAGCGAAUUAGAUAUAGGGAACAGACAUGACGAUAUGUUAAAAUUUUAGAGAGCCAACUUUUAUAAAAGAUAAUAACUACAAAAUAAACCGAGAAAAGGUGUGUACAAAAUGAGGAAAUUUGUAUGAAACAUUGUUAUGCGAAUAAACUUACACCUCAAGAUAAAAUUAUAAAAAAUA
Messenger RNA from Ostrinia nubilalis (European corn borer), 7218 nucleotides. RefSeq names its product ecdysone receptor (gene EcR). Gene Ontology annotation, molecular function: RNA polymerase II cis-regulatory region sequence-specific DNA binding; nuclear receptor activity; zinc ion binding. The record is from RefSeq and is a predicted model, not a curated record. Gene Ontology annotation, cellular component: nucleus. The coding region runs from base 224 to 1849 and encodes 541 amino acids. The transcript has 7 exons. Lineage: Eukaryota; Metazoa; Arthropoda; Insecta; Lepidoptera; Crambidae. Gene Ontology annotation, biological process: ecdysone receptor signaling pathway; positive regulation of transcription by RNA polymerase II; negative regulation of transcription by RNA polymerase II.